UUUUUUUAUUAUGGCCAAAAAAAACUUUAAUUUUUAUACGAAUUCAAACCCCGCGGGAACAUGGAAUCCCAAAUCUAACUGUUUUUUGAAUUAAAAUAUAUAUAUAUAUAAAUUCUAUAAAAAAAUUAAAAUUUUGUCAAAAUCUUUGUUUCAAUUUUCUGUCCUCUUUCCGGAGAACCAAACAGAAAGUUUUUUUUGUUUUUUUAAGAAUAUGUCUUUAGGGCACAGAGGUUCGGCGAAUCCAGCCGCCAUGCUUGCUUCUCUCAUGACCAAAAGAGAAAAGCUUCAAGACGAGCUUCGCAAUAUCGAAAAGCAGGUUUAUGAAUUAGAGACUAAUUAUUUGCAAGAUUCGAGCCAUUUCGGGCAUGUUUUGAAAGGAUUCGAAGGGUUUCUUGCUUCAUCCAAGAACACAGCAAACUUAAAGAGGUCCAGGAAGUUUCAGCCAGAAGAUAGACUGUUCUCAUUGUCAUCAGUCACAUCACCAGCGGCUGAAGAACUCAGAGUUCGACAGGAUGAUGGAAGAUCUGAUUUUGGUCCAGGUCGGUCUAAGGGAGGAGGCUUAGCCGCCAAUGGCCAAGGCAAACCAAAGAAGGGAAGAACUGCCUCAUCAGCAAGAGAUGGAAAGAGAAUCAGGCCAUCAAGUGAACAAGAUUUCGAUGAUGAAGAUGAUCAUGAUAUGAGUUUGAGAUAAGUUAAUAAGGACUUGUAAUGUAACUUUAGAUAUAACCAUCUUCUGUAACAAUUGGGGGAAUUCUUAAUAUGUAGUCUCGGUAGUCUAGCAUUCAGGUGAUGCUGAUCGCAGCCUUUAGGAUAGCUGCAUUGCAUGUGAAGAAUGUAGUGAAUCUAGGGCUCUCAUGUAUAAUAUAUUGUAUAAUUCCCCCCCCCCCCCCCCCCUCUUUCUGUAUCUUGAUUGUUUCGAAUUAUAUUCUGUUCGUUAUGUCGACAUCAUCAAGAAUUAUAUAAACUUAGGAAAGAAAAGUCCGUUAAGCUUCCAUUACACCUUACAAGUAAAACAUAGUUAUAUGUAGUUUUGUACUGUUUAUCUGGCAGGGUUUGGAAAGAAAGGAGUUUAGAAGGCUUGGCAGCUGAUUGAGGUUGGUUUUAAGCUAAUAACAAAUGCAAUCUGUACAGGUCUAGGUGAAAACAUAGUUCAUUUUCUCUAUUGAAUCUGUUUCCUCUUCCCCUGAAUGAUUACAUUCUGAUUCAUACUUUAAUUGGUUCUAAUAUUCUCUUUUUAAAAAUAACAUUUAAUUCGUCAAAAAUUUAAAUUUUAAUAUCUGUAACUUAUGUUUUUAAUUUUACGUUGCAAUCUUUUUUAUAAAGAAAAAAAAAAUUAGAACAGAGAUAAUUUAUUGGUUAAACUCAUCUAACUUUAUUUUGAUUAGAAUUCUUUUUACCAAACACAAGCUUGGCAGACAUAGCUUAAACUAUACUUCGCCAAGCUGAAACAAGUUAAGACUUACAAAAGAAAGGGUACAAUUGCCAGCCAUUGUAUCAUGCAAAGCAAAGAAAGAAUAGAAUUUGACGAAGCAAGAAGCGUAUUUUGACUGUUUUCUCUAUUAUAUAACAGAGUAUUUCUACAAAAAUAUGGUAAAGUAAAUACUAAAUCAAUUCAGGUUCAAGCUAUUAAACAAACUCUAG
This is a messenger RNA of Durio zibethinus, 1641 nucleotides long. RefSeq names its product chromatin modification-related protein eaf6-like. NCBI's taxonomy places the organism in Eukaryota, Viridiplantae, Streptophyta, Magnoliopsida, Malvales, Malvaceae. Gene Ontology annotation, cellular component: histone acetyltransferase complex. The record is from RefSeq and is a predicted model, not a curated record.